AUGGCAACGUUUUAUAUGCAAAUACCUCAUAUGAAGAAUUUCAAGCUUUAUGAAGCUCGAGCUCUAGGCUCUUAUCGCUCGGAGUCUCCGACCAGGAUCUCCCUUAAGAACGGCCAAGAGGUAAAACUUUUAGAGUAUGGGAAAUAUUGAUCUUGAGCUGUUGAUGAAGCAGGAUCUUCAGGUUGGGCUCCUACGCCAUUUCUUAAAGUCAGUGAAGCAAAAAUAAAAAACUCCUCGAUUUUUCAGCUUAACUUAUCUAUUGUGUGUAAUCUUGCAAAUCAGUCACACACAUUAACUUUUGAAUCUGUGGAAGAUGAGGCUGGCUUAUUUUUCCGGUCAUUUAGUGUAGCAAAAUUUGAUGAGGUCUCUUGAGAUGAUAAAGUUUUAAUUGUCCUUGAAAACAACCGAGUUGCUAUAUCAAGGCAUGAGCUGUCGUUAGAAGAAAUUCAAGACAAAAUGGUUAAUGGAAUUUUUAUGACGAUUAUUGAAUUUAAAUUGCACAGAAAUUUCAUAUCAACUUGCGAAAUUUUAGUGAAAAUCUGUGAUAGUCUCUCUAUGCUGAGAUCUGAAGAAGAAGAGUUUGCUAAAGAGUCAAUCGCAGAAAUUCAUGAAGAUCCGAAAUUUUAUGACGGUGAAGCAAUAUUAUAUAACUCAGACGUAUCAGCUGUUUCUCCAUGUCUGAGACUAGAAGGGAUGCUUUAUUUAACCACAUUUAGAAUUUAUUUUCACUGUGACAGCCAAUAUUCCUAUUUUUUCAGUAUCCCAUUACUAUGUGUGGAAACAUUAGAAAUCCAAAUAAAUUCAGUAAAAAUCAACACAAAAGACUUAAGGAGCAUUGAAUUUAUAUUCAAAAAUGCUGAAGAAACUAAAAAAUUUGCUGAAAGAUACAACUCAGAGUAUGGUAAAGUUUCAUGCUUACGGCAUUUUAAUGCUUCAAACCUGCAUGACAGCUACGGCUGGGAUAUAUAUGACCCUGUAAAAGAGUUUACCCGUCUAGGCGCGCUAGAUGAGAACCAAUAUAGAAUUUCAGCUAUAAACUCCACCUAUGAAUUUUGCAGUACUUAUCCUUCAUGUCUUAUUUUGCCAAUUGCUCUAACUCAAGAAGACCUCAGAGCCAUUGGACUCUAUAGAAAUCGAGGACGGAUUCCCACCCUCUGCUGAUACAAUAAAGGCUUUGGCAUCUUUCGCAGCAGCCAGCCAUCUGAAGGAGUUUCAUUGCGCUGCAUAGAAGAUGAAGAAUUCAUGGAAAGGUCGCGGAUAAAAUACGUCAUUGACAUCAAAUAUAAAACCAAUACAAAAACCUCUAGCAGAGACUAUGGAACUCCAAGCUACACAGUCUGCCAAGUAUUAACUGUAAAUUUUCCUGAUAUUUUGAAAAUAAAAGAGAGUUUUGACCAAUUAAAAUCCUUGUAUGAGAGAAAAGAUUAUUUUUUUACUGUGUUACACCAUUCAAGAUGGCUCCAUAACUUAAAAACUCUUUUAUCUGUCUCCACAUCUGUGGCUGAUUAUAUUCAUUUCGAAAAAGCAUCUGUCUUACUCCCCCCCCUUUAAAUUGGAUCAAAAUAUAGGUAAAAUUUCCACUUUUUUUGGUAACCCCUUUAAAUUGGAAAAAAAACAUUUAUAAUAAAAAAUUUUAUAUAUAUAAAUCAUAAUUUUAUGUAAAAAGUUUUGAUAUAAUUUAAAUGUUUCUUCUUAACUAAAAUUAAAAAUUUGGUUAUAUCCUGCUCUUAUUUAAAGAAUAGAGUAUAAAGAGCAUCUUAUUUAAAUAGAUUUAUUAUUCUUAAUUGUAAAUUUUUAAAAAAAUUUAAUUUUUUUUAUUUUAAAUAUUUUCAAAAAAAAUUUUAUUUUUUUGAUAAAAAUGAUAUUUUUUAUUUAAAUAGCUUUGAUAUAAAUUCAAUACGAAUUCUUUACAAAAAUUCAAAAUUUACUUAUCUCUUGCUUUAUUUUAAAGAAUAGAGUAUAAAUAACAUCUUAUUUAAACAAAAUUAGCACUUUGAUUAAUAAAUUUUCUAAAAUUUUUUUUUAUCAAUAAAAAUAAUAAUUUUUGUGUAAAUAGUUUUGAUACCAAUUAAUAGUGGCGUAUUAAUUAAUAAUAAAAUUUUAGUUAUAUCUUGCUUUUUUUUAAAGGAUAAAGAGUAAAUAGCAUUUUAUUAAACAAAUUUAUUAAUCUAAUUCGAUAAAUUUUUGAAAUUUUUUUUUUUUAAAAAUUUAAUAUAAAUUUUUUUUUAUAAAAAAUUUUAUAAUGAUUUUUUUUUUAAAACAAUUUUCUUAACCCCCUUUAAAUUGGAACAAAAUUUUUUAGUUCCAAUUUAAAGGGAGGGGGGAGUUAGUAACUUGUCUAGAUGGCUGGGAUACAACUCCGAGUGUGACUUCAUUAGCGCAAAUCAUUUUGGAUCCAUUCUAUAGGACUUUUUGUGGAUUCCAAAUUUUGCUGACCAAGGAAUGGCUGUCAUUCGGUCAUAAAUUUAGGGAUAGGUGCAAUGGCCAAGAAAGGUCGCCAUGCUUCUUGCAGUUUUUGGAUGCAGUCCAUCAGAUUAUUCAGCAAUAUCCGAAUGAGUUUGAAUUCAGUCAAAAUUAUUUAAUUUUUCUUGCUGAUGGGGUUAGUUCGGGUUUGUAUGGAACCUUCAUGUCAAAUUGCGAAAAGGAAACAGAAGAGUUUAAGAAAGGUUCUUUAUCAAUUUGGAGGGAAAGACAGCCAAGGUUUUUUAUGCAGCGCUAUAUGCCAUCAUCUACAGAAAUGCUAAUGAUUAAAACCUCAAUAGAGUCUUUGAAAUUAUGGAAAUACUUUUCAAGAUGGCAACUGUUUUAG
This is a messenger RNA of Blepharisma stoltei, 2809 nucleotides long. NCBI's taxonomy places the organism in Eukaryota, Ciliophora, Heterotrichea, Heterotrichida, Blepharismidae. The record is from the annotation of a GenBank genome assembly.